AUGUCCAGGUCGGUCCUGGAGACCCUGACACUCUCUACUGCCAUGAAAUGUGUCCCCCAUGACGGCUGCUCGUUAUUCCUACGUGUACAUGCCUCCGUCAUCCUGCAUGAGCGUCUGCGUGGCCUGGAGGCCUGCUCCACGAGCCUCGACACCCAGGAGACACAGUGUCAGAGUGUGCAGGUCACCAGGGCCUCCCACCAGCAGCAGGCAGGGUGGCAGCUCCAGGUGCACUUUGGCUGCUUCAAGGUGAGCGUGUCCCAGCAUCUCCAUGUCACCCUGAGGACCAUCCCCCACUUCUGUGGGGCCCAGCUGGACCAGCAGCACCAUGUGGAAGCAGGGAAGCUCAGCUACUGGGUGGACCGGAGGCGUAAGGCGGUUCUGGUGCAGGUGCCUGAGGCCUCUGGGAGCCUCGACUACAACGUCCGGCUCUGCCUCAAGUGGUUCACCUGUAAGGACGCCAGCGGCCCGGUGCGGGUGAGUCUGGCCUGCCACUGCGUCUGGUCUGCGACACCUGACGCUGUGAGGAUACAGAUCUGCCCCUUUGAAGACGACACAGAGGCGCUGUGGGACACCAUCCACUACCAUCCUGGAAGCCAGGCGCUGAGCUGGAAGCCCACCUGCCCUGUGAGUGGCCACGUGAGCCUGUGCUGGCGCCCACGGCCUGAGGCCCGCUGCCGUGAGCUGCAGCACUCCCGCCAGCUGGCACAUGGCAGAGUGCGGUACCCAAUGGUGGACACACAGCCUCAGCUUUGCCUUAAGUUCACCACCAGCCUGGGUUUCCAGGUGAGGUGUCCAUUUGAACAACAUCGCUUCCCAGUCCCGCCCACUUCCAGGUGCGCCUGUGUCACAGAAGGAAGUCUCCACUCCCUACCUGCCAACCAGGGCUCCAGGCCAGCCGCCUCCCUCCAGCCUCACAGGCACAUUCUACAAAUCCACCGGCCCCUGGGCACUGACCCAACACCGGGAACAAACAGCCAGUCACAUCCCUGGGCCCUGCAGCUGGGGGAGCAAUACUUGGAGAGUCACAAAACUGGAUCGCCCCCCGCCCAGCGUGGGAAGGGCCCUCGGCGGGGCGGCGGGGGCGAGGCGAGGGCGGGGCCGGAGGACACCUGUGCCCAGACUUGGGACGUGGGAGCUGGGAGAGGUGUCUCUGAGGACAAGCUCCUUGUCUCGGCCCCCAAGUUCCCAGAACAAGUGGUCCUCGCGCAGCGGACCCACCCUAGACCCGGGCACUCAAGGAGAGAGCUCCUCAACCCUAGGAGGUACCGCCCCCCACGUACAUCUGAUCACCCUCACCCCAUGCGUCCUGGGGAGCUGGCAGCUCAAGCUGUCUUGCAUCACCCCUUUCUCUGCCCUGGGGAGUCUGGAGGGACCUGGAUGGAUGCAGGUCGCGUGACCCUCAUGACCUGGGUGACCCAGGGAGAGCUUUUCCCAUCUCUGGACCUAGGCCAGAGGACAGGCUGGCUGCUCAGCGGGUCAGGGCUCCCACCCCGCAGGGCCUGCAGCAGCUCUGUGCACCCUGGAUUACCCCACCCCACCCCUUUUCUGGAGUGGUUGUAG
This is a messenger RNA of Carlito syrichta (Philippine tarsier), 1560 nucleotides long. RefSeq names its product interleukin 17 receptor E like (gene IL17REL). Gene Ontology annotation, molecular function: interleukin-17 receptor activity. Lineage: Eukaryota; Metazoa; Chordata; Mammalia; Primates; Tarsiidae. The record is from RefSeq and is a predicted model, not a curated record. Bases 1 to 1560 code for a protein of 519 amino acids. The transcript is spliced from 12 exons.